GUCUGCAGCUGCAGGUGAAGGGCAGCAGGUCCAGACCUCCAGCAGUACAGACGGUCAACCUGCCCCCUCUGACCAGCACCGCUACAACAUGGACUAUCCCUGCAUCGGAACCUGUCUGGUCAUCAACAACAAGAACUUCCACAAAAGCACCGGUAUGAGUGAGCGUCAGGGGACAGACGUUGAUGCUGGGAAGGUUCUGAACACCUUCAGGAAGCUGGGUUACAGAACCUCACUGCACAACGACCAGACUGUGGKWGAAAUGAAAAACCUGAUGAGACAAGUGUCUCAGGAGGACCACAGCKAGAACGCYUCCUUUGUGUGUGUUCUGCUGAGUCAUGGAGACGAGGGGGUCAUUUARGGCACUGAUAACMWUGAAAAGAUCGACACUCUGAUAAAUAACUUCAAAGGACACAAGUGUCUGAGUUUGGUGGGGAAGCCAAAGCUCUUCUUCAUACAGGCGUGUCGUGGUUCAUCCCUGGAUGGUGGUGUYAUGAURGAGACCGAUGCUGUGGAAGAGCAAGCAACAGAGAYGAUUCCRGUGGAGGCAGACUUCCUGUAUGCYUACUCCACAGCUCCGGGCUUUUACUCCUGGAGGAACYCAAGCAACGGCACCUGGUUCAUUCAGUCUCUGUGUGCAAUGUUGGAAAGGUUCAAGGGAGAACUGGAUCUGAUGCAGAUCCUGACUCGGGUCAACCACAUGGUGUCGCGCCAAUUUGAGUCUUCAUCCAACURGCCUGYGUUUAGUGGGAAAAAGCAAAUCCCUUGUAUUGUCUCAAUGUUGACAAAAGACCUUUAUUUUCCAAAGUAAAACCAUUUUACACUUAAUUCAUUUAGAAACCAAACACUUACAACAAGGGAGCAUUGACUAGGGCUGGGUGAUUUGGAUAAAAACUGAAUCAGGACAUACACCUUUCAAUAAUCYUUGAUUAGUUUUUUAUUUUACCUAUUUGGUGAUGUGAUCUUUGUUCUCUUUUAUCCACAACUUCCUCUUGAGCUGUUGCAUCAUUUUCRCCUCCAUGUCAUUCUGUUUUAUUUUGAAGCAGUUAUGGUGGUUAAACAUGGAACUACUACGUUACUCAACAGGUUGUUGCAGCUCACCAGAAAUGAGUUAGUUGGAUGAUGCAACCAAUCGUACCCCUAAUUUACACUAGAUGUGGCUCCGCUCUGCUCCGAUGUGGUCCAAUCUCCACAGCAAAUACGCAACCUUUAUAACCAGUAGCUGCGUUUCCAUUGACCAUGAAAAAUUUGCAAAUUAGAAAUUGGAAAAUAAAUUUGCUC
This is a messenger RNA of Austrofundulus limnaeus, 1278 nucleotides long. RefSeq names its product caspase-3-like. Gene Ontology annotation, biological process: proteolysis; positive regulation of neuron apoptotic process; apoptotic process. Gene Ontology annotation, cellular component: death-inducing signaling complex; cytoplasm. Lineage: Eukaryota; Metazoa; Chordata; Actinopteri; Cyprinodontiformes; Rivulidae. The record is from RefSeq and is a predicted model, not a curated record. Gene Ontology annotation, molecular function: cysteine-type endopeptidase activity.